This is a messenger RNA of Cantharellus anzutake, 752 nucleotides long. RefSeq lists its product as uncharacterized. The transcript is spliced from 3 exons. The coding region runs from base 108 to 671 and encodes 187 amino acids. Lineage: Eukaryota; Fungi; Basidiomycota; Agaricomycetes; Cantharellales; Hydnaceae. The record is from RefSeq and is a predicted model, not a curated record.
ACAAGCAGGCUAGUUCCCUAGCCGGCCCUGCGCCUCCCAGCUACGCUCGGAACUCGCCUGUCAAUUUUGCAGAGGAAACAAUCCCCGGAAGACGAAUCGUUCGGAGAAUGAAGGAGGCUAUUUUUAAGAGUGCCAUCCUCGUUGGCGUCCCACACGUCAUAGAAGCGAGCUUUGCCCUUAAAGUGGCAACUGAGGGCACACCCGACUAUGACACCUCAUUUGUGCGUGAAGGACUGGACGACUGUUCGCACACCGGUAAUGUUAAUGAGAACCAACAACGAGGACUGAGAGGCUUAGAACGUGUCUACCGUGCGCAAUAUGGACCUAUUUCCUCGAAGAUGGCGGAGUCCAUGGCUGAAAUCAAAUGGAUGUCUGAGCAUAUAACUUACGGCCUCUUCCUCGAACCCGUUUCCGAGUCGAAUCCACGGGCUCCACUUACUUUCGCCGAAACGGAAAUGGUCGUUCUAUCAUGUCUUAUUGCUCAGCGAAGCAAGCGCGAAGUACUCUGGCACUUGCGAGGUGCGCUACGAAGUGGACUGAGCUCUGACGAGGUUGAGGCAGUGCAAAGUGCUGUCGAGCUGGUCGCUACUGAAAUCGCCGGGAUAGACUUGAAGACUGGAAUGCCGAGAGUUGUUGAAGUCACAGAGGAAGACGACUUGAGCGGGCUUUAAUGAUAGAACACAAGGGCUACCAUUCAUUAUGCAAAUCCUAUGUAACUCAGUAUUAAAUUUAAACCUUGCGUUUGAUCCAAA